CGCGAAAUUGCCAUGCAAUUUCCAAUACAAAUUAACAAAUGCUGCUGCCGCCAAUUACCUGUAGCUUCUUUGCAAUUCUCAUUGGCCAUUUCCACUUUGAUUUAAUGUUCAAACCCACCAACAACCAAUUUGCAUCAUAAUUUCCUUCCUAUGCAAUCAAUCCCUAUAUAUAUUUAUAUAGUACAAGGUUUUUUGUUUGUUCUAUCCGAGAAUUUCUUCAUAGUUAUCAAUGGCUUUGAGUAGUAUUGCUAGCAAGUCACUGAAGAAAUGGUUCACAAACAAGAACACUCUAAGGCAAAUUAGCCUUCCUCUCUUUCGACACUUGAAAUCGAAAUCUUCAUCUCAAUCUGAUCAAAUCACCCUUUUCGCCAACAAUUCAUGGCCUAGAAAGAGCAUAAUCAGCCCGAGCAAAGAAGACGAACUUCGACAAGUUUUUCGCUUCUUCGACGAGAACAAAGACGGGAAGAUCUCAGUGGACGAGCUCAGGUCGUAUUUCGUGUCUGUAGGGGACUCGAUGUCUCGCGAAGAGGCGGCAAAGGUGAUAAACGAGUUCGAUAAAGAUGGGGACAGCUUGUUAGAGUUUGGGGAGUUUGUCGAAUUAAUCGAGCAAGACGAGGAGCAAGGUGAUCAUGUGAAGAAAGCUUUCGAGAUGUUUGUUGAGGUUGACAAAGGAUCAUCAUCAUCAUCAUCUUCAUCAUCUGGAUGCAUCACUCCAAGAGGGCUACAACAAGUUUUGAAACGACUUGGAAAUGUGAAAUCGUUUGACGAGUGUAAAGCCAUGAUAGGAGUUUAUGAUCUUGAUGGAAAUGGCGUGCUGGACUUCAACGAAUUUCAAAGGAUGAUGUCCUGAAAAACAUUUGAUAUUUGGGGG
Molecule: messenger RNA, 871 nt
Organism: Oldenlandia corymbosa var. corymbosa
Lineage: Eukaryota; Viridiplantae; Streptophyta; Magnoliopsida; Gentianales; Rubiaceae
Source: the annotation of a GenBank genome assembly